CCGGAGCGCAUCCCGGAUCGCUCCGGAACCAUGGGAGCGGCGGCGGACGCGGAGUGGCUGCGCUGGGUGAGCAAGAAAUUUGGGAAUGUCGCUGGGAAGGAGAAGGAAAUCAGCCUGGAAGAGUUCAAAUCCGCGCUGCAGGUCAAGGAGUCCUUCUUUGCCGAGAGGUUUUUUGCGCUCUUCGAUUCCGACGGGAGCGGCUCCCUGAGCCGGGAGGAGCUGCUGGGAUCCCUGCGCCGGCUGCUCCGCGGGAAUUCCACGGAAAAGCUCCAAUUCCUCUUCCAGGUGUAUGACGUGGACGGCAGCGGCUCCAUCGAUGCCGAGGAGCUGCGGGUGGUGCUCCGGGGGUGUCUCCGGGAGAGCUCCCUGGCCCUUCCCGAGGAGCGGCUCGGGGCGCUGAGCCAGGCCCUGCUCCAGGCCCUGGACCGCGACCACAGCGGCUCCAUCACCUUCCCGGAGCUCCGGGAGCAGCUGGAAGCGUUCCCGGAACUCCUGGAGAGCCUGAGCAUCAGGUACAACCCCGGGCUGGCCCACGAGGAUCAGCGGGCCCGGCUGUGCUGCCUGGGGGCCUGGGUCGCCGCCACGGCGCUCCUGCUCGCCCUGGGGGCUCUGUGGCACCGGGAGCGCGGCCCGGCCCUGGCGCUGGCCCGGGGCUGCGGGCAGAGCCUCAACCUCAACUGCGCCCUGCUGGCCGCGCUGAUGCUGCGGCGCUCUCUGACCUGGCUGCGCUCCACGCCGCUGGCGGAGCUGUUCCCGCUGGAGCUGCACGUGCGGGGCCACGAGCGCGUGGGACACCUGGUGCUGGCCCUGGGGACCGCGCACGCGGGGGCACACCUGGCACAGGCCGGGCUGGCACGGCGGGACUGGCUCGCGGCCCUGGGCGAGUACGUGCGGCGGGCGCGGCCGGGCGCGGGUGGCAUUGGUGGCACUGCCCCGCAGAGCGGGCUGGCGCUGCUGGCGCUGCUCCUGGCCAUGCUCGCCUGCUCCAGCCCCUGCGUGCGCCGCGGCGGCCACUUCGAGGUUUUUUACUGGAGCCACCUCUCCUACAUCCCCGUGUGGCUCCUGCUGCUCCUGCACGGUCCCCACUUCUGGAAGUGGUUCCUGAUUCCCGGCUCCCUCUUUGUGCUGGAGAAGGUUCUGGGCUGGGCGUGGCGCCGGGCGGGGGAUCUGCACAUCCUGGAGGCCAAGCUGCUGCCCUCCAAGGUGACCCACCUGGUGAUCCAGAGGCCGAAAUCCUUCCGCUUCCAGCCGGGGGAUUACGUCUACCUGAACGUGCCGGCCAUCGCCGCCUACGAGUGGCACCCCUUCUCCAUCAGCAGCGCCCCGGAGCAGCCAGAAACCCUCUGGCUGCACAUCCGGGCGCGGGGCCAAUGGACCACCAAGCUCUACGAGUACUUCCAGCAGCUGGAAUUGCACGGCCCGGAGCCGAAUCCACCCGGGAAGAGCCGCAGGGAGUGGAGGAGCCGGCACUGGGAACAGGUGGGAUUGGGAUCGGAGCAAGGGGAUGGAUGUGGAGAAGGAUCUGUGGCCUCGGGCAGGGAUGGAGCCGUGGAGCUGACGGCGUUCCGAGCCUCCGGAGCUGCUUUCCCGGAAAAGGACCCGGAGCAGGGGGACACCGGGCCUGGGGAGAGCCAGCGGAGCUGCAGCGUCAAGUGCUUCCUGGACGGUCCCUACGGAACGCCGAGCCGGCGGAUCUUCACCUCGGAGCACGCCGUUCUCAUCGGGGCCGGCAUCGGGAUCACCCCCUUCGCCUCCAUCCUGCAGAGCAUCAUGAUCCGGUACCGGCGGCGGAAGCAGAGCUGCCCCAGCUGCCAUUUCUCCUGGAGCGAGGAACGGACAGAUGAGGAGAUGACGCUCCGGAAGGUGGAUUUCAUCUGGAUCACGCGGGACCAGCAGCACCUGCAGUGGUUCCUGGGCCUCCUGGCCAAGCUGGAGGCGGAGCAGGCGGAGCUGGAGGCGGGAGGGAAGUUCCUGGAGCUGCAGCUGUACAUGACCUCGGCGCUGGGCAGGGGCGAUGUGAAGGCGCUGGGGCUGCAGCUGGCCCUGGACCUGCUGGCGGAGCGGGAGCAGCGCGAUUCCAUCUCCGGGCUGCGCUGCCGCACCCGGCCCGGCCGCCCCGACUGGGAACAGGUGUUCGCGCGGGUGGCGGCGGAGCGGCGCGGCGCGGUCGCGGUGUUCCUGUGCGGGUCGGCGGGGCUGGCCCGGGCCAUCCGCCGGCACUGCCGCCGCUUCGGCUUCCGCUUCCACCGGGAGAACUUCUGAGAGAGCCCGAACGCCAGCCGGGAUCUGCGGCCGGCAGCGGGAAUGGGGCUUUGGGAACGCUCCCUUCGGAAAAGCACGGGAAUAAAUC
This is a messenger RNA of Zonotrichia leucophrys gambelii, 2350 nucleotides long. RefSeq names its product NADPH oxidase 5 (gene NOX5). Gene Ontology annotation, cellular component: plasma membrane; NADPH oxidase complex. Gene Ontology annotation, biological process: defense response; superoxide anion generation. The record is from RefSeq and is a predicted model, not a curated record. The coding region runs from base 31 to 2262 and encodes 743 amino acids. Lineage: Eukaryota; Metazoa; Chordata; Aves; Passeriformes; Passerellidae. Gene Ontology annotation, molecular function: calcium ion binding; superoxide-generating NAD(P)H oxidase activity. The transcript has 18 exons.